Molecule: messenger RNA, 3801 nt
Organism: Pipistrellus kuhlii (Kuhl's pipistrelle)
Lineage: Eukaryota; Metazoa; Chordata; Mammalia; Chiroptera; Vespertilionidae
Gene: YPEL1
Product: yippee like 1
Exons: 4
Coding region: 385-939 (184 amino acids)
Source: RefSeq, a predicted model, not a curated record
ACACAGGACAUCAAGCCUGCAACCCGGAAAUGAAGCCUGACCGGGAAUCGAACCGUGACCACUUGGUUCAUAGAUCAACACUGAGCCAGGCUGGCCAGGCUUCGUAUCCUUUUUAUGUACAAUUUAUUAAUAUGUCAGGACUCGACCUUCAACUUCUAGUCCUGCCCACCCCCCAUUCUUUUUCUCAAAAUAUAUUUCUAUUGAUUUCAGAGAGGGAGGGGAGAGAGAGACAUCAAUGAUGAUUGAGAAUCACUGAUCGGCUGCCUCCUGCACGCCCCCUACUGGGGAUCGAGCCUGGGACCCUUCGGUGUACAGGCCAGUGUCUGUCCGCUGAGCCGGCCCGCCUGGGCCAUCCCCGUUCUUCCGGACGCGUGCAUCUUCAGGAUGUGUGCAUCUUCAGGAUGCGUGCAUGGUAAACGCGCCCUCGUGCUGUGUCUCCCUCUCUCCCUGACGCUCCGUGUCCUCACUGUUCCCAGGUUGCGGCGUUUUUCUCCGGCCCCCGCUGUGCGGACGGGGCCACACGCCUCCCGGCCCACCACGGCUCUUGCGGGCAUCUUCCAGUGCUGCCUCUGUGAGAGCGCCCCGCGGAGGCGGAGCGAGGACCCCGCCGUGAUGGUGAAGAUGACCAAGUCCAAGACCUUCCAAGCGUACCUGCCCACGUGCCACCGCACGUACAGCUGCGUCCACUGCAGAGCCCACCUGGCCAACCACGACGAGCUCAUCUCCAAGUCCUUCCAGGGAAGCCAGGGGCGCGCCUACCUCUUCAACUCUGUGGUGAACGUGGGCUGCGGCCCCGCGGAGGAGAGGGUCCUGCUCACCGGCCUGCACGCCGUCGCAGACAUCUACUGUGAGAACUGCAAGACCACGCUCGGGUGGAAAUACGUGAGUGACCACCUUGUUCUGACAUUCCAGAGAGCACGCAGAGGAGCACGCCUUUGAAAGCAGUCAGAAAUAUAAGGAAGGGAAAUUUAUCAUUGAGCUUGCCCACAUGAUCAAAGACAAUGGCUGGGAGUAAAGCGAAGGCUUCCUGUUCUCUUCCAAAUCCUGUUUUGUGAGAGACUUUAAUGGAAUGCAUACAUAGGAGCGUCCUGGAUGACUAUUUCUUAAACUUGAACCUUGCCCGCCUGCCUCUUCCAGCCGCUCCUGUGGGUAAGGCUCCAUUUGGUCUGUGUCCUCUUCAUGUAUGUGGACGUUUCAGAAAUGUUCCAAUGAAUGACCUUUUUCUAGUGUCUCAAGUUCUAGAGAAAGAAUUAACCAACUGGCGGCUGAUCUGUCUAAUACCUUCUUUAACCUCUGACAUUAAGAUCAAGUUUGGCUGCUCGUCCACGUUUGACAGAAACAAGCCGGUCUACAGGCCCAGGGACAGGGUCUCUUCAGAGAGCAGGUUCACCUGUCAUUUGGAAGGACAGUGUUACAGCCCACUUCUUCCUAGUUUGCAGAAUUACAAAUUGGUUGUUUCUCUUGCAAAUGAGCUGUUAAGUCACAGUGCUCAUUUCAGAAUAUUCCAGAAGCAGACAAAUAUAUACACCGAGGGUGUAUUUUUUAGCCUUGCUCAAAACCAGCAGAUACCAUGGAUAACAUUUUACGUAAGCCAGAAACAGAGAAAUGUGUUUAAUGGAACAUCCUGUUUGUUUAAGCCAAUCGCCUCCUUAUCUGGGAAGCAAGUGAACCAGUUGUUAGCUAGGACUGGCCCCGGGCCUGCGGGCAGCUGUGCCAGGGCCAAGCCCCGGACGGGCACCGGAGGGGGUGCCGUGUAAGGCAGGCACGGAGCACUGUCCCUGGAGUGCUAGCUAACACACUGGACCGAGUAAAUCAGACUUCCUUUUCUACUCGGAUGUACUUGAAGAAAAAAAAUUAUUUUUGCAUAUGAAAGAGGCCAGAACUAACAGGAUAAACUUUCAAACUUGAGAUUUGGUAGACUUUUUAAUGUUUUCAAAAAAGGUUAAAGUUGUAAGACAGGUUUAAGCUUUGUAACUGAGAUGUUUGGUUUGCUCAGCGGGUCGCCCCGCCUGCCUGGCUCUGGCCCAUGUCCUAGGUCCUGAGUAGCCGCCACUUGUUUUAAGUUUUGACCCACCCAUGCUUCUGCAAGUUUUGGCCAAUGCACUGCACAGGUUUUGGGCAAUUUGUAAAGAAUUUAGGUAAAAAAUGUUCCCAGAUAAGUUUUCUGUUUCAGUGUUCAAACCCGACGCCAGCCUGCGGGCCAGCCGCUGUGCCAGGUGUGCGGGGCAGCCUCUGUGUGGUCACCUUGGCAUGAGGCUCACCGGAUCCCAGUGCCAAGGUUAGGAAGGGGACUCGGGGGAAGGAGGGAGAGGAGAGCCAGGUGCCAGGUGCUUCUCAGCCUGUAGGCAAGCUUAGUCCAGCGGCAGCGAGCAUGAGCCCUGCCCGGACCCCAGCCUCCCCUUAGCCCAGAGCCUGGCCAUGCAGGCACAGGGCUCCCUGCCCGGUCCUGGUUCAGCUGCUCACCUGGAGCUUCCCUCCUGGCACCGUCUCUGCCCAGAGGGUGGGCUGAUGCCCAAGGAGCCUCUGCCGUGUGUCUUCGGCUGAAAGACGGUCCUGGCACAGCCAUGGAAGCCUCUGCACGGCAGGCGCUGGUGCUGCUGCUGAGCGGGUGUCCUGGUCUAGGCGGCCCAGCAGGGCCAUAUCCAAGGUGGGUUCUGCAGUGCAGCCUCAGGCCUCCAGCGAGCAGUGGGAAACCUGAAGACACUUCGCUCGUGCAUAGGCACGUGAAACCGCAAACUCCUGCAGCUCGGUCCCUGGGGGAACCGUGGAGGGACUGAAGGAGCCGAGUGAGUGAGCACUCCUGGUGAAAUCUGGCCGGAAGGGACCCGCCCUCCUCGUGGUUCCUCGCCAAGGCUCUGUGCACCAGAGGCUCUGCGGGCGGCAUGGGGCCCACCGCAGGCCCGGGCGGCGGCUCUUGUGCGUCUCCAGGUCUUCGCUGCAACUGAAUCUAAAAUUCCUCUGAGCAGUUUUGUAUAUACGAAACUUCUAUUUAAAGCUUUUAUAUGUUCUGGGCAAUUUCACUGCUCCUUCGAUUUCAGCACUUUGGUUUUGUAUCGUCUUUUUGAUGGCGUCGAAAUCUUUUUCUUGGUCGUCUUAUGACUUUUUUUUGUUCAUUGUUUUUAAAAAAAUAUAAUUGGUACAAAUAUUCUCACCACUUUUUUGUUGGUCUUCUGCAAAACCCAAGCUCCUUUUGAAACCAAAUGAACGGAGCUGGCUUCCAGGAAGGACAUCCACGAGCCACAACUACGUGCUGGUAUGUUCCAUCCUCUCAAAUGCUUCAGCAGUAAAUGUCAACCCAACUUUUAUUUAUUUAUUUUUCCCCGAGUGGGAGGUGAUGCCAGGAUUAUAAAUGCAUUUAACUUAAGACUUGCCGAGUCCUCAGGCUCAGCACAUUUGCUUUAGAAUCGUAGUUUAGUCUUGUUGCCAUUUUAUAUAAACAUAUAUAAUAUUUUUAUACCUUAACACUUAUUCUUGACGGCAUCUGUCAGAUAUUAGCAAGGAUCAAAAAUGGGAAUUUUUCAAAAGUCCUUUAAUUUACCUGGUGACCUCACCAGGUAUUAAAAAAAAUCUAAGUGCUUUUAAUUUCUGGAAAACUAUAAGCUCCAAAACAGCCUACAGAUCUAAACCUUGUUUGUCAAAGGCUCUGGGCCGACGGGGGGGUGGGGGGGGGAGGUCCUGCUCUGUGGGGCGCAGCCCGGCCACACCCGGAGGUCCCCUCGGAGCUGGACCGCCAUGGCGAGCACACAGCCUACCUCAGCCUGUCUGUGUGACAUUCGGAAAUAAAGCUUCCAUGUCCAGUGU